UAUAUAUAUGUUACUCAUGAGCAAGCCUUGAGGCCCAAGGGGAGUGUAAAUUAGUUUCAACAUGAGGCAAAAGGAACAAAGUCCGCCACCUUCUCCUUCCACUCGACUUCGUCACCGCAAACAUACCAAGUCACAAGAGGUAUUCCCAGAUGUAAGCAAAUUGAAUGGAGGCAGCAACUUACUUGUCGAUGAUCAAAAUAAAUAUAGAUCCAUGUGGGUGCGGACGUUAUCAUCUUUAUGGAUGCUCGGGGGAGUUAUACUGAUUUUAUAUUUAGGCCAUCUGUAUAUUUGUGCUAUGGUGGUCAUUAUACAAAUAUUAAUGGCAGCCGAGCUAUUUCAUUUACGUAGAAUAGUUCAUGAAAGUAAGCGGCUUCCGGGAUUCUGGCUUAUCAAUUGGUAUUUUUUCUUUACAGCGAUGCUUUAUGUGUAUGGUCGAAUUCUCCGUCAACAUCUCGUCAAUACUGUUACUUCAGAUAAAUUCUUCUAUAAACUCGUGAACAGCCUUUUCAAGUAUCACAUGGUUAUUUGUUAUUUCCUCUACAUUGCAGGAGUGAUGUGGUUCAUUCUUACACUAAAGAAGAGAAUGUACAAGUAUCAAUUUGGACAGUAUGCAUGGACACACAUGAUUCUUAUAGUGGUCUUCACACAGUCUUCCUUCACCGUUGCUAAUAUAUUCGAAGGAAUUUUCUGGUUUAUUCAUCCGGCUUCUCUUAUAGCAAUCAACGACGUAGCAGCUUACUUUUUCGGCUUCUUCUUUGGGAGGACGCCUUUAAUCAAGCUAUCCCCAAAGAAAACUUGGGAGGGCUUCAUCGGAGGAUCUUUUGCUACUGUACUGUUUGCUUUUAUGCUUGCAAAUAUUUUGGGACAGUUCCGGUGGAUGACAUGCCCAAGAAAGGAUCUAUCCACAGGUUGGCUUCAUUGUGAUCCUGGCCCACUUUUCAAACUCGAGUAUUAUCCAUUUCCUAAUAAUAUUGCCCAAUUGUUACCUUGGAAGGGAAUGUGGAUCUCGCCAGUGCAGUGGCACGCUUUAUGGCUAGGUUUAUUCGCAUCAAUUAUUGCACCAUUUGGAGGCUUCUUUGCGAGUGGCUUAAAGAGAGCUUUUAAGAUCAAGGAUUUUGGUGACAGUAUACCCGGGCAUGGCGGCUUUACAGAUCGGAUGGAUUGCCAGAUGGUGAUGGCCAUUUUUGCGUACAUAUAUUUUCAAUCAUUUGUCCUCGCUCCAGGAAGCUCGGUAGAGAUGAUAUUGGAUCAGAUAGAAAGAAGCUUGAGCCAUGAAGAGCAACAAAAACUGUAUGCAAUGCUUGGUCAAAUAUUCCAAGACCAGAAAUAUGGCUAUCUUUGAAGAAGCAAGAUAUAGCUACACUUCCUGUGGUAAUGGAGUCGUCGGUGCGAUCAUUUUUCGGAAAGGAGAAAGGGGGGCCAAACUGGUUGGUACCUUUAUUCAUUACGUUAUGAGUAGGGACAAACUCAAAGCAUAUGCAAAAAUUUUCAUUAGUUUCUUGCAAAUAUGGAUUCAAAGAAGGUAGCAUAGUGACCUCUUCUCCCUCAUUCGAAUUUGGAUUCUCAACUUGUUUCACACCCAA
Messenger RNA from Salvia splendens (bonfire salvia), 1583 nucleotides. Its product is annotated as phosphatidate cytidylyltransferase 3. Bases 62 to 1342 code for a protein of 426 amino acids. Gene Ontology annotation, molecular function: phosphatidate cytidylyltransferase activity. Gene Ontology annotation, cellular component: endoplasmic reticulum membrane. The record is from RefSeq and is a predicted model, not a curated record. NCBI's taxonomy places the organism in Eukaryota, Viridiplantae, Streptophyta, Magnoliopsida, Lamiales, Lamiaceae. The transcript has 11 exons.